UCUUGCCAAAGCCAGUCUUUUUUGCCCUCGCGCGUCCCAAUCUGCGAAGAAUUCUGUCGCAAAGUGCAAUGCAUUUUCGCCAUUCCGCAAGUGCAGCUGCUCCCCCAGCUCGCGGUAUCACAAUUAAAAAUCGAGCGGAGUGAAGUCGCAAAUUGUUAUCACCACACGUCAGAAAAAGUCGCGAAUAAACCCAGCCCCUCGCAAAAGGGUCGAAAUUGGUCAAGUGUCAAUACAUUCGGGCCGUAAUAAACGUGUUUUUUGGUGCGUUCAUACAUAAAUUGUUUUGUGAUCGCGAUCAGCUGAGUGCGAGCUAAGUGAAUGCAAGUGAAUAAAAAAAUAAAAAUUAACCAAUUAUACCUAGAAGUAAAAAAGGGAAUUUCCAGAUGGCUUAGUGGAGAGUGAAUGUCAAAUGGUUAAACAGAAGCUAAAUACCCCAAAAGUGAAUAAAACAAUAGGGUUGUAAGCAAAACAAUUAGAGUCGAAAUCAAAUAACGGAGAAUUAGAUUUUCUGAAUGCCUCCAAGUGGAAUCAAAUAGGCAAACCGCUUCAGUGGACCGACCGCCAAUCGAAGGUGCUUAAAUGAUUAUGCAUGGUACCUGGUACAAGGGACCUCAGUUGGCGCACCAUCCUCACUCGAAUCCGCACAACAGCUCGCACGGGCACAGUGACUACCACCAGUUCCGAUCGUACCCCUCGUUCGUUGUGACCCCCUACCACGAUGGCCAUGUCCAGGGCCCGGCCACGCCCUCUCCCUGCCCGGCCCCACCGACGCCCUGCAACGGUCCACUUCCACUUCAAGUUCCAGUUUCAGUAUCAGUUUCGGUUCCCGUCUGCCAGACCGGCGGCCAGGGAUCGCCAGUAAUCGUCGAGGGGUCCUUUGCCGCUGCCGCCGCCGCAGCCGCCGCUGCUGCUGCCGCCGCCUCCGUUGCCGUCGGAGGAUCCAGCGGCACGCCCCUGCUGCCCAGUCCGCCCAUCAAGAUCGAGCAGGUCUUCGGCGAGCCCUCCUCGCUGGGAUCCGUCGUCGAGGACUACUCGCUGGGCCUCGACUGUCCCGUCGAGCACACGUUUCGGAAGCCGCACAGCAACAACGGCUACUCCUGGUCGACCGGCAACAACCACGAGGUUGUCGGCAAUAACAACAGCCACCCAACAACGCCGCCCACUCCGCCCAACGAGGCGAGCGUCACCCAAGCGACUCCAGUGUCCGCAAUUAAUUUGAAUCAAGCCCAACCCGCAUCACAGACGCGUCCAAACUUUGGCAGCUCCGUAAAGUCACCACCAUCAGAACCGGACGCGGUCAGCGCCGCCACGUGCAAAAGUCAGGAGAACACCUCCAGCCAGAACCAUAACCCCAGUUCCAAUCCCAAUCCCAACCAGAACCCCAACUCCAACUCCAACCCCAAUCUCGAUCCCCAUCCGACGCAAGUCCCCAGUUCGAGCUCCAAUUCAACGGCCGCUGCCGUGGCUGCCGCUGCCGCUGCCGCCGCCGCUGCCAACAUGCCGAUCGGGGGCGUCCAGGGCCAGAAUCCCACCCAGGGCCUGGUCCACUGGAUGAGCGCCGUGAUGGCCGAGCACAUGACCGGCCAGACGCACCACGAUCCCGGCGCCGUGGGCAUGCACUACAUGUGGAACGGCAACGUUGAUCACGCCAAAGACAUAAGCGAUUACAAUCUUUGGCCGCCAACGCCGCGCAGUCAUCAGCAUGCCAGCGAGCAUCAUCCGAUGUCCCUGAAGCAGGAGUACGAGGCCAAAAUGAACGAUCACCACCACAACAAUCUGCAGAAAGGUCACUUUCUGGAUGACAAUCGUCUGGAUCAUCAUGCGGUUGCGGGACAAGGUGGUCUGGGUCUGGGUGCAUCCAACGGAGUCGGCGGCGGGGGAGUCGGCGGUGCCUCGGUGGGUGGCAACUCCACCCUCGGCGCCAGCUCGCAUCACGUUGCCGCGGCGGCCCACCAUCACAACCAGGCGGUGGCAGCUGCCUCGGCGGCCGCCUUGCUGGUGGUGCCCCAGCCGAUCAAUGCCACCAAAAUGGGCGGACCCGGCGGAGUCGCCUCGGUGACCGGAGGACAUGCCGCGGGCGGAGGGAGCGGACGCAAGUAUCAAUGCAAAAUGUGCCCCCAGAUCUUCAGCUCGAAGGCGGACCUGCAGCUGCACACGCAGAUCCACAUGCGGGAGGCGAAGCCGUACAAGUGCACCCAGUGCUCGAAGGCGUUCGCCAACUCGUCGUAUCUGUCGCAGCACACGCGCAUCCACCUCGGGAUCAAGCCGUACCGCUGCGAGAUCUGCCAGCGGAAGUUCACGCAGCUCUCGCACCUGCAGCAGCACAUCCGGACGCACACGGGCGACAAGCCGUAUAAGUGCCGGCAUCCCGGCUGCCAGAAGGCCUUCUCGCAGCUCUCCAAUCUGCAGUCGCACUCGCGUUGCCACCAGACGGACAAGCCGUUCAAGUGCAACUCCUGCUACAAGUGCUUCUCGGACGAGCCGUCGCUGCUGGAGCACAUUCCCAAGCACAAGGAGUCGAAGCACCUGAAGACGCACAUCUGCCAGUACUGCGGCAAGUCCUAUACCCAGGAGACCUACCUGACCAAGCACAUGCAGAAGCACGCCGAGCGGACGGACAAGCGACCGCCCAUCGCUCCCGGCAGUGCGGCGGCCAUUGCAGCGGCAGCCGCUGCUGCCGGCGGAGCGGCCAAUCCCGCCAACGGACCGCCGCCGUCCUCCAAUCCCGCCCAGCACCAGCGCAGCAACCUGGGCCUGCCCCCCGUCUCGAUCGCCCCCAGCGACAACGGCUACUGGCCAAAGGUGAGUCCGGACUCGGCCGCCGCCGCCAACGCCAUGGAGGUGAUGCACCAGCAGCAGCAGCAGCAACAACAGCAGCAGCAGCAACAGCAGCAGGCGCACCACCACCAUCCGCAGCACGGAGUCCCGCCGCAGCAACACGUCCCGCCCCAGCAGCAGCAGCAGCAGCAGCAACAGCAGCAGCAGCAGCAGCAGCACCACCACCCGCAGCAGCAGCCGCCGCCGCAGCACGGAGGCAUGGAGGCCCACUACGCGCAGCCGACGGCGCCGAACAGCGCCCAGAGCAACGGACACGGACCGGAGCUCCAGCCCCACCACCGCAUGCCCGAUCCCGUGCGGGAAGAUAUAGUUUCAACCCCCAGUGCCGUGGGCCCGUACGAUGCGGCAUCGAUAACGAAGACCACCAGCAACUCGGCGUUCACGCCGAUCAACUCGAUGCCGCCGCACCUGAACUCGCUGAGCCACCACCCGAUGGCCCAGCGGCCGUAUCUCUACGAUGCCAUCAGCUUCCCGAACAAGAACGUGAACCAGAACAACGCGAACGCGUUCCCCAACCAGCUGAUCUCGCUGCACCAGAUCCGCAACUACGCCCACCAGCCGGCGGGUCUGAUGGCGGGGGAGCAUCUGCUGGGCGUGAGCGUGGGUCCUGGCAAGGACAAGGGAUAGCUGGGGGCAUACUUCUAAGUUGGGCCGGACCCACCCGUUAUUUAUCCCGGCAGAGACGAGGCGUGCAUUCCUGUACAGUAUUAAUUUGUAGUUAGUCGUAGCGCGUAACGGACACUUGUAAUUUUGGUAGAUCUUAUUUCUGUUAAGUUAGGGGAGCUCUCGCUCCCUCGAUAAGCAAACUGUAAAUGGCCAACGAUACGUACUCUAAUUUUACCAACACCGUCCAAACCUAAGUUUACACGAUGUCUUCGAACACGAACACCGGAAUCACGGGUUCUUAAUAAAAAGAAUGCCUGCGUUGCACUUGUAUACUAAUUCUGUCCAGCAAAAGUUUCCCUGUCAAGUGAUUAGUUUUCCUGGACCUCGUCUAUUGCCGCCUGUAAAUAUAUACUUGAAAGUGAAUUUAUUUUCGACGCACAAACGGAUCUCGCAGUCUUGAAUCAAGAAGAAUGAAGUGAAUAGCUGCAAACUAAGCCGAUAUAUGUACAUAGAUAUUUACAUCAACCUAAAGGAACUUGCCGGCAAACGUAAUUUACAUUUAAAUACAAAUCUUCAUAUAUAUUUGUUUAGGUGUAUCGUAUUUAAUACAGACAUUUCUGUGAGAGUCCUCUCGAGAAAAAAACACAAGAAUUAAGAAUUAACAAGAAAUCAAACGUGUUUACAACUAUAGAUGGAACUAUGCGAUAGAUGAAAACUAUUUUGAAAGAACCUUUUCUAAGUAUAUGUUGGCAGCUGCAAAAACGAAGGAAAAAACAGAACCGAACAGAGAUGUUGUAUUACUUUUUGGAAAGACUGAAGUGAUCAAAAUUAAUAAACCAGAAGAGUAAAACGGAAAAAUGAAAAAUGAGAAAACAAACAUUUUAAAAAGCGUUUUUACCGCAGUUACUAAGCAAACUGAAUGUGUCCUAUAAAAUUUCGUACUAAAUGGCAGAAACUAAACCUAAACGUAAAUACGAGUAUAACAACAUCAAAUGUAAUGUAUUAUUAAAUAAAGUAAUUUUAAUCUAAACCUAAACUAAAUUUAAACUAACCCAUAGCUAGUGUUUAACUCCAGAAUGCAAUCUCAAUGUAAAGACAAAACCCAAAAUGAACACAAAACAAAAUACCUACAGUUAAGUGAAUAGCAAAAUGAACUCGGAACCACACACACACACACACACCCACAUACCAGCAUUAAAUAGAAACAUUUGGGGUAUUCAGAUAGCUGAGCUAAAUGAUUAUUUGUUUUACCGUCUAACGAUUACAGCAGAUUACAGCACUAAUUCAAUGGCUAAGAUAUGCGAAAACAAAGAAUAGUUCCCGGGAUCGGGAACUUCGAUCGCUGAACAGCGUGGAUGCUCGCCGAUAUCCACCGGAAUAUGCAUACAUACUUAAAUAGUUGUCAAUAGUAGAUGUGUGUUCCUCAGUUGAUGUAAAUUGAUUUUCGAUUAACCACGAACUCAACCCGUAAUAAAGUGAAUUAAAUGUUCCCCUU
Molecule: messenger RNA, 4939 nt
Organism: Drosophila ficusphila
Lineage: Eukaryota; Metazoa; Arthropoda; Insecta; Diptera; Drosophilidae
Product: zinc finger protein rotund
Exons: 9
Coding region: 580-3465 (961 amino acids)
Biological process (GO): regulation of transcription by RNA polymerase II
Cellular component (GO): nucleus
Molecular function (GO): DNA-binding transcription factor activity, RNA polymerase II-specific; RNA polymerase II cis-regulatory region sequence-specific DNA binding
Source: RefSeq, a predicted model, not a curated record